Messenger RNA from Chiroxiphia lanceolata (lance-tailed manakin), 2399 nucleotides. RefSeq names its product R3H domain and coiled-coil containing 1 like (gene R3HCC1L). The record is from RefSeq and is a predicted model, not a curated record. Bases 56 to 2017 code for a protein of 653 amino acids. NCBI's taxonomy places the organism in Eukaryota, Metazoa, Chordata, Aves, Passeriformes, Pipridae. Gene Ontology annotation, molecular function: nucleic acid binding. The transcript is spliced from 7 exons.
GCGGAGCGGAGCUGAGCGGCGGGGACCCGGCGCGGCCACUGGCAGUGGUGGCACCAUGCAGCAGGAGGCGGAGGGCAGCCGGCCACGCCGCAGGAAGCCUGACAUGGCCCUCUAUGUGCCCAAAGCGCGGCGGGAGAGAGAGGCACAAGCAACGGGCAGCGCACUGGUCUGGCACCACCAGGAGCCUGCGAACCACCGCCUGGGACAGGACUCUUGCCAGGGCAGUGGCAAGGGGCAGAGGCGAAGCCCCCGUGCCACAACACAGUCAGGCAGAGUGGUAAGGAGGGAGAGCAAGGCGGAUACUGCCCCGAAGGAGCUGCAGGCAGCCUCUGCCAGGCAGUGCCAGAGGGCGGGAGGCAGCUGCCCCACUGCACUGGAGAGCCUGGAGGCAUCACCCCGUACGUGUGAGCCAUGCCCAGAUCCAACUGUUGCCCAGCCCUGGGACGGGCAGGACAAAGCAUCCCAUGAUGAAGGAUUCAGAGGGCUCAGCCAUGGCCACCAGAUGAUAAGGACUGAACCUGACCCUCCAUCCCCACCAAAUGCCCAGGCUGGGGCCAUGAAGGCUACCCCCAAGCCUGGGGAUGACCUCACUAGCCCAACACCUGCUACUAGCCCAACACUGGUUUGUCAGACAGGACUGAGUGGCAUGUUGGAGCACUUGGGGGACAGCACCCCAGAUCCAGCUGGGGACCUCUGCCAGACCCUGAGAAAGGCUGUUUUUCAGUCAGCAGGAGUGGGCAAACAGGGCAGUGUGCCCAGGCUGGCAAGGGAGGCAGUGGCUCUGAAAGCCCAGAAGGAGGAGAGGGAGGAGAGUUCUCUUCUGGCAGGGCAGAGCGAGGGCUGUGCCACUGGGGUGUUAGAGGAGGGGGCAAGGUGGGGAGGCAUGGCUGAGCUUGCCGGAGAGAGCACCUUGUGUGCACCAGGAGCCAGCUGUGAACCUGUGUUCCUGAGGGGUAGCACAGGCGAUGUGCCAGUACUCCCAGGGGAGUGCACCCCAGGGCAGGGCAUGGGCAGCCCAUCCCAGCUUCUGCCUGUCACAGAGGAGAGCACUACUGGUACCGGGAGACCCAGUGGGAAGAGUGAUCUGGUGUCUGCUGCAGAGGAAUUGGGCAGCACUUGUGCCUGCACAGACAGCAGCACUGGGGCUGAGAGCAGCCCAGGGAAGGGAGCACCCCUGGAGAACUGUGAGCCCCCACCACCCCUGGAGCUGCUAUGCCGUGGCGUGGAGGAGCUCUUGCCGGUGUCCUGGGCCAAGGAGCUGGCAGGGACACAUGAGGAUGUCGGCUCACUGCAGAAGCACCAGUGCACCCAGGAGGCUGAGAAGAAAGAGAGAGGUCUCCACAGUAGCUUCCCAAAGGAAGGACAGACCAGUACCAGUGCUGGAACCCUGAGCCAGGCUAGCCCGGGUGCUGAGGAGAGCUGGGAUGUGCUGUUCAACGAUGAUGGAGACUGCCUGGACCCACGCCUGCUGGAGGAGCUCUCAGGGGGUGAGAAGCACCAGGAGAGCCUGCAGUCACCCCGCUUCGACUACUACAGGGCUGAACCCACUGCUCCGGACAUCAGCGAUGAUGAGCUGCCCCACGUCAUCGAGAUCUACGAUUUCCCCUCGGAUUUCUGCACUGAGGACCUAAUGCGUGUCUUCUGCAGCUAUCAGAAAAAAGGCUUUGAUAUUAAAUGGGUGGAUGAUACACAUGCCCUGGGCAUCUUCUCCAGCCCUAUAACAGCACGUGAUGCCCUCAGCACCAAGCACCUGAUGGUGAAGACGCGUCCACUCUCCCAGGGCACCCGCGCCUCUAAAGCCAAAGCCAGGGCAUAUGCUGAGUACCUGCAGCCAGCCAAGGAGCGCCCUGAAACAUCAGCCGUUCUGGCCAGGCGGCUGGUGAUCGGUGCCUUGGGGGUACGCAGCAACCAGACUCCAGCCCAGCGAGAUGCAGAGCGGAGGAAGCUGCAAGAAGCUCAAGAGAGGAAGCGCCUGGAAAACAAGCAGCGGGAGGAUGCCUGGGAGGGCCGAGAGUGAGCCAGGAGGCUGCACUUUCAGCCCCACUGGAAACCCCCCUGGGGUGCCUGAGCCCCUCUCUGUAGGCAGGCAGGGCACUCUGCAUCUUGGAGCUGGGACAGAUCCUGCACCACAUCCAAAAGCACUGGGCAGCUCCACUGAAAGGGCUGAGCGGGACGCAUGCGGGACUGUUGCUGUGGGGAUGCUGUUGCCGUCAGGCAUCACUGCCCACCCUACCCCAGGCAGGACCCCCAGGGCUGCCAGCUGCAGUGGGAGCAGCAGGGGGGUGCAGGGAACUCAUCAGAGAGCAGGGGGGCUGUGUGGGGUGGCCCUGGCCAUCUGGCAGGGCCUUGCAAAUGAGAGUUUCUCUCCUUUAUUUUGCUAAUAAAUACCAUAUAUUUUA